CAGGAUAAGGUCAUCCCAUCCGCCCCUUCACACGCUGCUCAUCCUCUCUAUCGUCGUCCUCGUCGGCGACGGUGAGAGGUUGCGAAACCAUGGCGGUGGCCGCCCAUUGUGCCAGGACACACCUUUCGAUUGUAUGUGGUGCUAGCAGUUCUUCAAGAAUAGCAUUCACUUAUUACAAGUAUUGUGCAUUGUCGGAGCCAACACUACUACAUAAAAAAAUUCGAGAGCCAAGUCAAUUUCAAUAUCGGAAAUUCAUUGUGCCCCAGUCAUCACUGAAAGAACUAUCUUGCAAACAAUUGGCCAACGAAAUGGAUGAACAAUGGUCCCAUGAUUCUUCUUACUCAUUCGCAGUUUCAAGUGCACAACCAUCCAUAAAAAAGAGUGAUGUGAAGAAGCAAGGGCAAGAUCAUCAACCUCAUCAGCCACAAAAUCUAGAAGGUGAUGCUCACUUCGCUGGUUUGUCGAAUAAGGAAAUCGAUAGAAGACAGAAGAUUGGUGCUGCAAACAAGGGGAAGGUUCCCUGGACAAAAGGCAGGAAAUGGAGUGAAGAGCAUAAGAAGCUCAUCAAGCAACGGACUACUGAAGCUCUGAGAGAUCCCAAGGUUAGGAAGAAAAUGCUAGGGCAUCGUCAACUACAUAGACAGGCGAGCAAGGACAAAAUAAGUGCUGCAUUGACGAAGAUCUGGGAGAGGCGAAUAGUUUGUGUCAAAUCUAGACAGAGAGUUCUGGAAAUAUGGUCAAACAGUAUAGCAGAAGCAGCGAAAGAAGGUAAUCACAACCAAGAUAAGCUGGAUUGGGACAGCUAUGACAGGAUAAAAUCGGAGAUGAUAUCCCUGUUCCUGUGGAAAAAAGAGAGGGAACAGAUAAUCAAGAAGCUUAAAAAGGCAGUGGCAAAAAUAGCUGCCAAGAAGCUUCAAGAAGCGGGGAGGAAAGUACUGACUAGAGGGACAACAAAAAAAUCUAAACCUGAGAAGUUGCUGCUACAGAAAUCAGAGUCUCCGUCAACAAAGGUGGUAGUACCUACAAGACCAAAGCUUAAAGAGAGACUAACCAAGUGGCACUGUCGUAAAAAGGAGCUCGAAACUGUGAUAAGUUCACGGGCAAGGAAAGGAGGAUUGCAAGAGCAACCACGAAGGCAACUAACAGCAUAAAGGCAAGAAGUGGACUUGGUGAAGAAGCUUGAGGUCUCCUGAGAGCAUGUACAAUGAGUUGAGAUGCUUAGAGAAGGUGUUUAUAAAAAAAACUGUUUUUCUUUUCUCAACUGCUUAAGCACCACUGUUUAGACAGAAGGUAAGAUGCUUACUUAAGUACCGCUACUUAUAUUAGUAUUAGUAAGAUAGUUAACUAUAUUUAAACACAUGUAGUGUAAACAUUGAAAAUUAUAAUUUUUAAUAUGUGCUGAACACACUCUCUCCUGAAGCACUAGCAUUGUCCAUACCCUAAGGCGGCUGCAGGAGCUUCAGUUAUCUUGGAAGGACGUGCUUUCAUGCGCUGACAUUUACUUGAGUUUUUUUUUGUUCUCAGGUCAUCCCAAAGUAAUUUUUUUAAUUCUCAUGCUGAUUUAUGUGUUGGUAUCAGGAAUGAAACCCUGUGUAGGUUCUAUUUGCAAGCAGGAUGAACUGGCUGAGUAACUGUGAGACCAUCUUACUGAUGUAUGUGUGAUGUUGAUUUCAUUGGUCCGAAUGAAGAAUUCUGGUGGUCAUUUUUUAUGGUA
Messenger RNA from Phragmites australis (common reed), 1714 nucleotides. RefSeq lists its product as uncharacterized. Lineage: Eukaryota; Viridiplantae; Streptophyta; Magnoliopsida; Poales; Poaceae. The transcript is spliced from 6 exons. Gene Ontology annotation, molecular function: DNA binding. The record is from RefSeq and is a predicted model, not a curated record. Bases 90 to 1151 code for a protein of 353 amino acids.